AUGUCAAAUCUUCUUUUCCUUUCUCUUUCUCUACCACUCUCUCUCUCUCUCUCUCUCUCUCUCUCUCUCUCUCUCUCCCACCGUCUCUCGGUCUCUUUUUUCUUAAUUUCUCUGUUUCUUGGUCUCUCAUUCUAUUUGUUCAUUUCCUCUCUUUCGUUAUCUUUUACCUUAUCUGUUUCUCACUGCCUCUCUCUUUUCUUCUUCUUCUUCUUCUUCUUCUUCUUCUUCUUCUUCUUCUUCUUCUUCUUCUCUAUACCCGUUUCUUUCUUUCUCGUUUUGCUAUUUUCGCGCUCUUUUUUAUUUACUAUCGACUAUUUUGGUUUCCUACUUCUACUACGCUUCUCUCUCCCUUCUCUCUUUCGCUCUAACCCUCUCCCUCCCUCUUUUCUACUCCCCCUAUCUCUCAUUGUCUUAUUCCCAAAACUCUCUUUUCCUAUGUAUAACGAUGCAACAGCCUAUUCUUUUCUUUACUUUCUACUUCAUCCCCUCUUCAUUUCAAGUUGCUUCGCCAUCAUUUCUCUCUCUCUCCCUCUCUCUCACUAA
Acanthosepion pharaonis is the source of this 543-nucleotide messenger RNA. The record is from the annotation of a GenBank genome assembly. Lineage: Eukaryota; Metazoa; Mollusca; Cephalopoda; Sepiida; Sepiidae.